Messenger RNA from Rattus rattus (black rat), 1302 nucleotides. Its product is annotated as acetyl-CoA acetyltransferase, cytosolic-like. Gene Ontology annotation, biological process: fatty acid beta-oxidation. Gene Ontology annotation, molecular function: acetyl-CoA C-acetyltransferase activity. The transcript has 9 exons. NCBI's taxonomy places the organism in Eukaryota, Metazoa, Chordata, Mammalia, Rodentia, Muridae. The record is from RefSeq and is a predicted model, not a curated record. Bases 1 to 1266 code for a protein of 421 amino acids.
AUGAACACAAGAUCGGACCCAGUGGUCAUCGUCUCGGCGGCUCGUACCGCCAUAGGUCAGUGUCCAGGAGGCUCCCUACAGGUGCACAGAGAACCCGGCCAAUGGUCCGCUUCCCCUGUGGUGGCAGGUUCCAUCAGUGGUGCCCUGUCCACCGUGCCUGUCCACGACCUGGGGACAACUGUCAUCAAAGAAGUUCUGCAGAGGACCAAGGUGGCUCCGGAAGAGGUGUCCGAGGUCAUAUUUGGACACGUUUUGACCGCAGGUUGUGGGCAGAAUCCUACUCGACAAGCCAGUGUGGGUGCGGGGAUCCCCUACUCGGUGCCAGCAUGGAGCUGCCAGAUGAUCUGUGGCUCGGGCCUAAAAGCCGUGUGCCUUGCAGCUCAGUCCAUAGCCAUGGGUGACUCCACCAUCGUGGUUGCUGGAGGCAUGGAGAACAUGAGCAAGGCCCCUCACUUGGCUCACCUGAGAUCAGGAGUGAAGAUGGGUGAGGUGCCACUCGCCGACAGCAUCCUCUGUGAUGGCCUCACAGAUGCGUUUCACAACUACCACAUGGGCAUCACAGCUGAAAACGUAGCCAAAAAAUGGCAAGUGAGCAGAGAGGCCCAGGACAAGGUUGCCGUUGUGUCCCAGAAUAGGGCGGAGCAUGCGCAGAAAGCUGGCCACUUUGACAAGGAGAUUGUGCCAGUGCAGGUGUCUUCUAGAAAAGGUCUUACUGAAGUGAAAAUCGAUGAGUUUCCUCGUCAUGGGAGUAACCUUGAAGCCAUGAGCAAGCUGAAACCUUACUUUCUUACUGAUGGGACUGGAACCGUCACAUCUGCUAAUGCAACAGGAAUGAACGAUGGCGCCGCUGCUGUGGUUCUUAUGAAGAGGACGGAAGCUGAGAGUCGGAUGCUGAAACCUUUAGCACAAGUGGUCUCCUGGUCACAAGCCGGUGUGGAGCCUUCUGUCAUGGGAGUAGGGCCGAUUCCAGCCAUAAAGCAAGCUGUUGCAAAGGCAGGCUGGUCCCUACCUGAUGUUGAUGUGUUUGAAAUCAACGAGGCCUAUGCAGCUCUCUCUGUUGCAAUAGCUAAAGAGCUUGGAUUAAACCCCGAGAAGGUGAACAUCGAUGGAGGAGCCAUUGCCUUGGGCCAUCCUCUGGGAGCAUCUGGCUGUAGGAUUCUAGUGACCUUGUUACACACCCUGGAGAGAGUGGGUGGGACUCGUGGUGUUGCAGCCCUGUGCAUUGGGGGUGGGAUGGGGAUCGCAAUGUGUGUUCAGAGAGGGUGAGACACCACCCUUACAGUUCUCAUUCAAACACGUGAG